UGGAAGCGCUUCGCUCCCGAUGAGCGAGAAACAACGAUCUAGCAAGGCCGCCGCUGCAUCAGUCGCUGACAACGACAACACGGUGACCGACGCCAUGCUGACCUCCACAACCACAGCCAAGAAGCGGCAAAGAGAUGCAGACGUGGGGACAGAGAGGAGAGCACGAGAAGACGAGAAUGAUGAAGACGAAGAUGAGGAUGAGGAUGAGGAUGAGAUUGGCGAGAUCGACUUGCUGCGGGCGGAGAGGGAUCAGCGGCGGGCGGUGGAACAAGACGACGAUGAAGAUGACGAGAAUGAGGGGGAGGAUGAAGAGGCAGAGGGAGAUGAAAAGGAGGAAGCAGACUUCGUAAGGGGGGAUGGAUGAAUGAGUGGCUCAGAUCGCUUUUGUUGCUUGGACGGGUGUGUGGCUGGUGGCUGUGUGGCUGGAUGUGUGUGUGCAGGACACGCUCAACGCCGAGUUUGACUUCUGCGACCCGAGCGAAGGCGACUUCCAGGGGUACACUAUUGGGCCCAUGUGAUGUGGCCCAUACCAUACACACAGGCAGUGGGUCUCAUGUCAUGUGACUGCCUGUGUGUGGUUCAUGGUGCAGGGUGAAGCUGUUGCUGCACGAGUGGCAGCUGUCCAAGAACUUCAACCUCUCGCAACUCGCACAGUGUGUAUGCGAACAGGUGGGCACACACACGACAGGACGACACGACACACGCACAUGUGCUCAUGUCCAUCAUGUGAUUGGCAGGGGAAUAUCGGGUCGAUCAUCAAGGCUGACAGCGGGAAGGACGGGGAGGGGCAAGGUGGUGAGGGUGAUGACGACGACGAUGCGGCCCUGUGUGGCGUGCUGACGCUGCUCAACUUCCAGCAGUACCAAGACGUCAGUCAGAUCACGAAGCACAUGUACGACGGGCUCUUUAUCUUCUCUCUCUCUCUCUCUCUCUGUGUGUGUGUGUGUGUGUGUGUGUCAUCUGUGCAGACAUUUGGCUGCCUCAAGCAGAUCCGCAGCUACAUCCUGGAAAAGGCCAAGUAGGCACACAGGCACACCCACACUCACACGCGUGCACCAUCAGUCACUUGUGUGGUGCUCUCUGCUGGCGCUCUCCCUGUGUGUGUCAGGAAGCACGCAUCAGCCGAAGACCAAGCGACACUCGGUGCGCACCGCCCACAGCCCGUUUCCUUGCAGCGAACAACUGCCACAUCUCUCUCUCUUUCUCUCUCUCAGAUGGCCUCCUGAAGCCGUCAAGUCCGACCUAUGAGGGCGGCAAGAAGGCGUGUGUGGGUCUUUUGGUCAACGAGCGGUACAUCAACUUGCCGCCCUCGCUGAUCCCGCCCCUCUACCAAACCAUGUGGGACGACGUCAAGUGGUCGCUUGAGACGCCGGUCUGUCAGAGAGAGAGAGAGGGAGAGAGAGGGAGGGAAGGGAAUGUGCAUUGCGUGUGUCUGGAUGGAUGUGUGUGUGUGUGUGCACACAGGAGUGCCCCGAGGACGAAAAGCAGCACUACCACUUCACCCACUUCGUCGGCAUCUCGAAGUCAGCCACAGCACACACACGCUCACACACAGAGAGAGACAAAAGCCCAUCCAUCUCUCUGUGCUGCCUGUGUCAACAAUCAGGUUCUACCGUGACCCCACUGCUGGUGGUGGUGCUGCUGGUGGGGCGCCGAAGGGCAAGAAGAAGAAAAAACGGCAGAAGACAGACACGGCAGAUGGGAGUGGCAGUAGUGGUGGUGGUGGUGGUGAUGCGGUGUACGUCAAGUUUGAGGACGAGGUGUUUGUCAAGAACGCGACGCUGACAUUCGAAUUCCCCACCAGCAAAUCGGUUAGUCAUGGAGAGGGCAAACAUGUGUGUGUGGCGUGUGUUGUGUUAUUCAUGUGUGUCUCUCAGGUUCGCAUGACGUCUCGCGAGAGUGCCGGUGCAUCGCAGUCCUUCCCAGAGUACAAACUGGUAGGUGCCUGAAUGGCUUGCGUUGGUCGUCACACACACACCGACACAGACACGGGUGUGUUGUUUGUCUCUGUUGGCUGGUUGGUGCGGCAGGUGUAUGUGGUGCCGUACUCGAAGCUGCCGUCGCUGACUGCCGCCAUGAAGGAGAUCGCCCCGCCGCUGCCCACACAGAACAAGUAGUAGUGAUCCGACCUGCAGGACUGGCGAGUGUAUGUGUGAGUGAUUUUGAGUUUGUCGUUGUGGCUCGACGGCCGGCUGUGUUUGGCCUUCCGUCGACCGGCGACAUCAGUGCACUCUCACCCCUGACGUGAGAAGGCUCUCUUGUGACCGCGAGAUGGAAGGAAAAACACAGUGGGCCGCUGGAUGGACGGAUGAACGGAUGCGUGUGUCUUUUGCUAGUAAGUGAGGCAUACACUGAGCGAUGGGGAAGCAUCUUGAUCCAUUGAUGAUGAAGGCGUCAGCAGUCAACACGCCCACACACGACAUGCAGUCAAGUCAGUCUAUCUGAUUAACAGUGCC
Vitrella brassicaformis is the source of this 2456-nucleotide messenger RNA. The record is from the annotation of a GenBank genome assembly. Lineage: Eukaryota; Vitrellaceae.